Molecule: messenger RNA, 711 nt
Organism: Spinacia oleracea (spinach)
Lineage: Eukaryota; Viridiplantae; Streptophyta; Magnoliopsida; Caryophyllales; Amaranthaceae
Exons: 5
Coding region: 1-711 (236 amino acids)
Source: RefSeq, a predicted model, not a curated record
AUGGCUAACCAGGGAAUAGCUGAUGUGGUUAGACAACUAGCUGAGGUAGUACAAAAUCUAGCACAGGCUAGGCAGAAACCAAAGAAUCUUAGGGUAAAUAGUGUGGUGUAUUACCUUAGGGGAGAAGCUGAUAUGUGGUGGCAGAGGGGAAACAACGGUGGAAACCGCAACAACAAUAACCAUAACAAUAACAAUGGAAAUGGGAACCAGUCUGGAAAUAAUGGGUUGAGGUCUUAUGUAUGCAGGCGAUGCCCCAUGAAUCACCAUGGAAAGGAUUGUGACGACAAUCUGGUGGUUUGUAGGUUUUGUAGUAAGUUAGGACAUAGAGAGUUUGAGUUUUACUCAAUGCAUGGAAAGCCUAACCAGAACAACAACCAGAAUAAGGAUGGGAACAAUAAUGGGAAUGCCAAUGGAGGUGGUUAUAACAAAGGGAAUGCCCAAGGGAAGCUGAAUGUGAUCACUAUGCAUGAAGCAGAAACAUCCUCUGCCGUCAUAGCUGGUUUAAGUGAACCUGAAAAAAUUGAGGUAACCAUUGUUACACCAACUGGUAGUAUAUUGAAAUUUACCAAGAUCCAUAAUAAUGUGUCUUUGACCAUAGCCAAGACAAUUUUCUCAUCUAAUUUGAUUGAGUUUGAAUUAGGGGAAUUGGAUGUUAUCUUAGGGAUGGAUUGGUUAGCCAUGUUAAAAGCCAAGAUUGAUUGUGAGAAGUAG